CAGGAUGUGAGGCAGCACACCCCCCUUAGAACAAAGGACUUGUCUAGCGAGCAGGGCUGGUGUUGAGCUGAAUAGCUCUAAUAUAAGAUGCAAUGAACAGACUCAAGGUAUUGCUUUUCAUUACUAUCCACCCGACAUCAGAAGAGACAAAAGAUCAACGGCAUAUCAAGAUGCCGCCGCCGACAACAUUCUGGGACCCACGCCUCCUUCUUGACUGUUAUCCCCUCAGGGAGAAUUUCAAGUGUACCGGAACCACGAAGAAAGGCGCUCGAUGCGGCCAGACUUUCAUCGAAAACAAAUCAAAGUCCGACUCGGACCGCGUUCUCUCCAUCCUCUCGAGCGAGGAUAUUAUCGCAAAUGGCCUGGGCGAUCGAAUAAAAAACUGCCUACGAAUCCUCGCUGAGCUUACUCUCUGCCCAAGAUGGCACCGCGGAUCACAAAUCAACACUGUCUAUCUCAAGUGGUUUCGGACGAUCAACAGCUUCAUCACUGAGGAACGGUCGAGAAGCAGCAUCCGUGCCGGUGGUAAAUGAAGAACGUCCUCGACAACCAAGAGACGAUCCUCAAGCACGGCAGCUGCCUCUGCCUGCUCGGAGAGCGAAUCUCGAUGCAUACCAGCGCCUAAUGGACGAAAUGGCGGGGAUUGAUGGGGAAAGGGCCCAAAUACAAGCACUUCAAGAAUAC
Messenger RNA from Hyaloscypha bicolor E, 684 nucleotides. RefSeq lists its product as uncharacterized. The transcript is spliced from 2 exons. Bases 93 to 533 code for a protein of 146 amino acids. Lineage: Eukaryota; Fungi; Ascomycota; Leotiomycetes; Helotiales; Hyaloscyphaceae. The record is from RefSeq and is a predicted model, not a curated record.